This is a messenger RNA of Colossoma macropomum (tambaqui), 1276 nucleotides long. RefSeq names its product TNF superfamily member 18 (gene tnfsf18). Gene Ontology annotation, biological process: T cell proliferation involved in immune response; tumor necrosis factor-mediated signaling pathway. Gene Ontology annotation, molecular function: tumor necrosis factor receptor superfamily binding. Bases 244 to 819 code for a protein of 191 amino acids. Lineage: Eukaryota; Metazoa; Chordata; Actinopteri; Characiformes; Serrasalmidae. The record is from RefSeq and is a predicted model, not a curated record. The transcript is spliced from 3 exons.
UCCACGCAAAAACCCAGCAGCACAGGAAGUGCAAGUCAGUCUGAGGUUUCUCAGCAGCCCAAGCUGAAGGCAAGGAGCAGAACCAGACUGUCUGUCUCUCUCUCUCUCUCUCUCUCUCUCUAGUUCUUCAUUCCCACAUUUGCUUCAUCUGUCAGCGUCCCGCUUGCAUCUAUCGCCGGAGUCUCACUUCUUCCCGGUCACUUUUACCCGGCAGCAGACUGUCUGUGUGUCAUCUGCUGCGCUAUGUCUGGAUCUGGGCGGCAGCACGAGGAGUUGGACAGCAGUAACGGGCCACAUGUGGCCCAUCUGAGGAGACUGGUCUGGCUGUUGCUAGUGUGGUCCUUCUUCAUGACUCUGGGCGUCGCUGUCUCCAUCUCUCUCCAGUUCAUCCUUCCUAGACCUUCCAACAAAGUGGUCCCAGACAAGAGCAACCACCCUGAACUAAUAACGUAUGAUUUCUCUGAAUCCACAGACAGAAGUGCUGAUGGAAGUGUUGAACUGAAGUGGAAAAAUGUUAAAGGCAAUGUUAAAGUGGAAGUGCAGGAGGAUGGCAAUUAUUUCCUCUACCUGCAAGUGACCCUGGAGAACCUGAAGCCAAAUGUGACCUACACAGUUAAGUUGGACAUUUUACAUGAAACAGACAAAAGCCUCAAAUCAGAAAAAACUAUCUUAGAGAGACAUAUUAAUGGAUCACGGUCUACAGGAUUUAUGGGAAAGGGAUUCCUUAUAUCUGGAGGAACUAUUUUGAAGGUUACCUGCAGGCCUUCAGUCAGACUGGACAAGGCAAACACGUACCUGGGCAUAAUAAAACUCAGCUGAAGUCUUCCUUGUCUACUGCCUGCAUGGAUGUAAUGUUGAGGGUGACAGUGGUAAUGUACAGACUGAUUUUCUAUCUGGGAAACUGAGUUCACUUUUCACUGAAUUACGUCUGCACCUUUGUAGAAGAACACAUUUAUAAAUGUUUCUUAAAGGCCAGAUUCAUGGAAAAUGAUUUGUUAGUUCCUCAUUCUCGUACCUCUCAUUAAGUGUCUUUAAGAUUUCUCCUCGAAAGACUAAAAACAUUCCAUUCAUACCCAUUAAUCAAGUCUAUAUUUUUAAAUACUAAAAAGUCAAGGAAGUCCAGCAUAUUUUGCAGCAACUCUAGGAUCAAUUUGAACUAACUUCAUAAAACCGUUGGCAAAAAAGUCUGUAUCAUCACAAUGUUUAAUGAAGGAGUACAUUUCCUGUGAAUCUUCUCUUUAAGUUGUAGUUUUUUUUCUCCAUUUUUGUGGCUCUG